Pygocentrus nattereri (red-bellied piranha) is the source of this 2252-nucleotide messenger RNA. RefSeq names its product mucin 15, cell surface associated (gene muc15). Lineage: Eukaryota; Metazoa; Chordata; Actinopteri; Characiformes; Serrasalmidae. Bases 172 to 1335 code for a protein of 387 amino acids. The transcript has 4 exons. The record is from RefSeq and is a predicted model, not a curated record.
AGAGACCUGUUAGGCAGGACCGCCUCACAUUGAAGAAUCAUCAUAUGCUCAAAUAUUUGCUAAAAUAUUACUCUGAAACAUGUUCUGCAGGUGGGACAUGUCUGUAAAGCUCAGUCACAUGUGUGACUACCUCCAAAAAAAAGUUAAACGAGUGUUCUUCCAUGCCUGGGUAUGACGUCUGUGAGGGGGCUGACAGAGGUGUGGCCAGCAGGUGCAAAUUCAGGUAAGGUCAGUUCCUGGAUAACCUCAGGAUCCUCCCACUCCCUUUGCUUUGUUUCUAUUCACAGGAGCAGCAGCAGUUUUCUGUUUUCACCUGCUCAUCGCCUCACCUGUAACGACAAACAGAAACAGGAAGAAAAGGCCAUAGAAAUGAAACUGCCUUUAGGCCUUGUCUUUGCUCUACUCUUGACACUCCAGUGCCUCCAACAGGCUACUGCAGCUUCAGAAGAUGAUGCUGAAGACUUAAUAAGUGGUAGUACAUUUGGCUCAAUAAGUGGUGAUCAUUACAGCACAAGCAUUUCAGAAGAUUCAACUGUCAUUCCAGUAACAGAUAAUGAACUGGAUGCUAAUGACACAGACUCUGUCACAUCAGCUCCACCACCUCAUAUUGCCCUCAACUCUAGCAGAGAACUUUCAGUACAAACCAAUGAAACCUCAACCCAGAAAUUCAACACGAGCAGUCCAAUUACACCCAGGCCAGAUCCAACACCUCCUAUGACCAAUAAAACUAACCUAAACAACACAGUUACACCAUGGCCAGAUACCAACAGCACAAAGCCAGAGUCUGGAAGCUUUUCUUCAAAUGAAACAGCUGUUGACAAUCAAAAUUCAACUACAAGCAACAGUGUGAACUCUACGACUACUCAUCCACCGCAGGUCACAAAUACAACAGCAGAGUCUCUGCCUGAAAGUCCAACUAAUGGAACCUUUCCAACAACAACCACCAAAUUACCUACCACUGUAUCUACAACCACAGCUGUGAAGACCACAAAACUGAACAAAACUGGGGUAUCAUUUGAUGUCAGGGGCAACUCAGACCGAGGUGUUGCUUCAGAUAUUAAGCAGAAUGCCAAAAAUCAGGCAUGGGGAGCCAUUGUGGGUGUUGGUGUUGCAGUGGGAUUUGUUGCCUUGGUGGUCUAUGUCAUCAUGAAGCGAAGGAGCCACAGGGACUUCUCACACAGGAAACUGGUGGAGGAGAUGCCACCUGAGCCAGUUCUCCGGCUGGACAAUGGUGAUCCUCUGGAUUUGAAGUAUGAUGGACGUGCUUACUAUAACCCUGGGCUACAAGGAGACAACAUUCAAAUGACCAGCUUCCCACGAGGACACUCAAACUAAAGAUUAGUCUGCCAAGCCAAAGACACUGAUCUCAUACACUGGACUUUGCUGUUAGCUAUUCUGAAUCUGACCUAAAGAACCUAAAUAAUAAAAGCUUCCGCAUACAGACAUACGGACACGAUGUAAAGCAAAUUGCCAAAUGAACUUUAAAAGGACCAAAGCUUAGGUUUUCUUUCUUUCUUCCUUUCUUUUUAAAAUUGUGUUUCCAUCUGAACUCUUUAGACAGGGAGACUGCUGGAAGGAACAGACUGGAGAAUGUUUUGCUGUUACACUCUAUAUUUUUCAUUUGAUAAAUAGAAAUCAUGUAUAGCUCUUUUUCAGUAAUGAAGUAAUGAACAGGUAAUUAACACAACUAAGUAUAAUAUGAAUAGGUAUUAUUACUUAAAUGAUGUUAAUAUAAUCAAACUGGUUGAAUAUCCAAAUUUAUAUCAAGGCUAUAUGGCCUGGUAGUUUGAAUAUUGUUAUGAAUAGUAUAAACGUUGGUAUUGAAAUAUUUGGAUUGUGUGAGAAACAUAUGAAUGUAAGGUGUGAAGAUGUAAUGAAUAAGACCAGCACAUUUUAAUAACAGCUGAUAAACUAAUUAAGAGAAAAGCAUAUAUAGGUUAUGAAUAAAUCCACAGGAGGGAGCACACAGACACUAUUAACUGGGCUUCUGAGAAAAUGUGUGUGAAUUUAGAGUGCUUCAUUUUUAAUGAUGUGGCUCUACUUGAUGUCAUAAUCAAACGCACUUUGUUAUACAUUUAUGUUGUUCCAAAACUCUCCAGCAGCUACCGAUGUACUAAAGGGCAAAUCUAUAUGUGUAUAUACUGUGGAGUCUUUCUGUCUAAAGAUUUAUGUUUUACAAAAUGGGUUUAUGGUUCAUUCAAUGCAAAUGAAAGCAUCUUAGAGCAGAGUAACAAUAAAAAAUGUAAACUUUU